UAGAUGUUCGACGCCAGACUCUCGCACGUCUCGCUAGGACUUGUCGCACAUUCUCGGAGCUUGCUCUGGAUGUGCUCUGGGCUCACAUAGAUACUCUCAACCCUGUAGUACAAUGUCUCCCCAGGCACGUGUGGUCUCGACAUCGUCACAAUCGUAGUCUGAAGAUAGAUAGUUGCGUUCUGAUUGUUCAUUGGCGGGGCAUCGAAAAGUACCUUAUGAGGGUUCGCGCCCUUGGCAAACUGGGGCGUAGUGCCAUGGGUGACAUCUCCCAGGAACUUGCACAUACCCUCUGCAGUCAUCCCUGGCCUUUUUUACUCCCUGGCCUUGAAAAACUGUUCUGGUCGGACAGUAGCCAUGAAUCUACCCACCUCCUUUCCAACCUUCUCAGCCCCACCCUGACUGAGCUUCAUCUACAUGCGAUGGGUAACCUGUUUAUGCUUUCGGUUUUAUCAAACCUGGGAGUUACAUGUCCCCUCAUGAAAUCCUUCUCCACCACUGGCUCUGAUUCAGCUGCAUCCAUCCCGGUUUCAAAAGCUGUUGUAUGUGGUUGGCACCAUCUCAAGACCCUUAGCACAGAAGCUGUCGAUUGGCGUGCCUUGUCUCAUCUCUCCACUCUUCCAUCCCUUACGAACUUGCAACUCUCAUUUCUAUCACAGAAUAGGGACUCCUCCAAAUACAGGCAGACCACAUUUUCAAACCCUCUUCGCCAUCUCACAAUCCGAGCGCAGAGUUCCGAGCUAUGCGUACCUUUCCUUGAAGCAACGUGGAUACCCGCGAGAAGAGUAUCCAUCUCUCUCGGAAACGUCCCGCGAUCUUCCAGUAACGAAACCUUUCUUUUGCUCCUUGCCUCUCGUGUAACAGCGCAACAAGUGCAAGCUCUCUCACUCGAUUUGACUUGUGAUUCACUGCUUACAAUCAGUGAAAUCAUGCCACUCUGCUCAUUUUGCGCGUUGGAAGAACUAACGCUGCCAGCUCACUCUGCCAACCUUACUAUAAACGACCAAGACCUCGUUAGAGCCGUGAAAUCGUGGCCCAAGCUGAAAAAAUUACGCCUGGGUGACGAGGCCACGUGGGUAACACCAACGCGUCCUCAAAUCACCCUGGAUGGGUUUGCCAGUCUGCUUUUGCAUUGUCCAGACUUGCGAACACUUGGCAUCGGUAUGGACGCCACCUCAUACAGUGUUGUGACACCCGAGGUUCCAGGGGGUGGGGUAACCAAUACCAAGAUCACUGCACUCUCUGUCGGGGCAUCGCUGAUCGACAAUCCAUUGGCUGCCGCUGCCUUCCUCUCCUCCGUUUUACCAAACUUGAAGAACAUUCUGUACACUAAAUUUGAAGUUGUACCACAUCAAACGGAGAGACGACACGAGAAAUGGGCGAGAGCUGCAACGUAUCUGCGAGAUGUGCAUAUGAUCAAGAAGCAGGAGAGGAUUAGAUUGGGGAUUCACUAGGUUCAUGUAGUGCAGAUUUGUAUUCUCACUGUUCGAAGUCGAGUGGUCCCUGACAAUUACAUUACGUAAAUGUGAU
Suillus discolor is the source of this 1527-nucleotide messenger RNA. RefSeq lists its product as uncharacterized. The record is from RefSeq and is a predicted model, not a curated record. The coding region runs from base 216 to 1451 and encodes 411 amino acids. Lineage: Eukaryota; Fungi; Basidiomycota; Agaricomycetes; Boletales; Suillaceae. The transcript is spliced from 2 exons.